This is a messenger RNA of Neodiprion fabricii, 1025 nucleotides long. RefSeq names its product pancreatic triacylglycerol lipase-like. The transcript is spliced from 3 exons. NCBI's taxonomy places the organism in Eukaryota, Metazoa, Arthropoda, Insecta, Hymenoptera, Diprionidae. The coding region runs from base 1 to 453 and encodes 150 amino acids. Gene Ontology annotation, molecular function: lipase activity. The record is from RefSeq and is a predicted model, not a curated record.
AUGGAAAAAUACCUGUCGCUUGGUCCAGUAGUCAUAUUCGGUUCCUUUUUAUUUUACUAUAUUCAGUCACCAAGGUUGGUGAGUACUGUAGAUUUUUAUCCAAACAGUGGAUAUGCUUUACAACCUGGAUGUUCUCUGACCUUGUUACAUCUAGGAAGGUCUCUAGUCUGCAGUAGUCACUCGGCAUAUAAAUAUUGGUCAGAAUCAGUGGAAGACCCUUCAGCCUUUGAAGCAAUUGCUUGUGAUUCUUGGACUCAAUUUGAGGCUGGAGAAUGUACAGGAACAACCGAUUACAUGGGUUACGGGUAUUCUCUUAAUGCAACUGGCAACUUCUACCUCGAAACUAACAGCGAAUCUCCUUACUCUAUGAGAGAAAAGGGAAUCAUCUACGAUGGUAGUAAGCUGAACAUUUUAUCUGCAGAGGUACUUGAGUGGUUAGGAAGUUUGAUCUAACUGUCUUUUCUUAAACUUAUGGUCAAUUACGAAGAUUGGUCCAGCAUUACAUCUAGCAAUGUGUAUAUGCACAUAUAUACAUACUGUAAUGAAAUAUUUUAUCUAGAUAUAGCAUAUCUAUGUGCUAUGUAGUUCAAUAAUUGUUAAUCCUUCUAAACAGAAUAACGAGUAUUUUCCAUUUCAUUCGUGUGUAAUACGCUUAAUUAGAUUAAUCAUGCAAAAUGCUUCCUAUUUGCACACUAAAGUUGAAGCAAUUUUACAGGUCUAUGUUUUCUCAAGAACUGCGUUAAUCUAUAAUGUAGCAAAAAAGUAUUUGAGUCAUUUAUCACUCCUAGCUGUUAUAGCUUUCUGGUAUACUAUUCCCUUGAAAAAAUGAAAAUUGUAUCGCUUCAUACAUAUAAUUAUUGUCAAAUUAUCUACUCUGCAUCAAAACCUCGUUCACGUGACGAAGGUAUCUUAAUAUCAUGAUAAUGACGAUCUAUGUUAAGAAUCUUGUGAAUGGAACCUUUAAUGAGGUGCCUUUGUCAAUUUCAACGUUAACGUUUAUAUCUUCAAACAUCGAAGUUCACUUA